This is a messenger RNA of Larimichthys crocea (large yellow croaker), 3845 nucleotides long. It is a transcript of the gene irf2bp1, whose product is annotated as interferon regulatory factor 2 binding protein 1. The transcript is spliced from 3 exons. The record is from RefSeq and is a predicted model, not a curated record. Gene Ontology annotation, molecular function: transcription corepressor activity. NCBI's taxonomy places the organism in Eukaryota, Metazoa, Chordata, Actinopteri, Sciaenidae. The coding region runs from base 285 to 1634 and encodes 449 amino acids. Gene Ontology annotation, biological process: regulation of transcription by RNA polymerase II. Gene Ontology annotation, cellular component: nucleus.
GGUUACGUAACGUUCACAGCGUCCGUCUGAUGGGGGGGAAGCAGUUGACUGCGGUAGGAGCGCGCGCGCAGGCCGAAGAGCGUAAACAAAACAAACAAAUGACGAAAAAACGCGAAAACAACCGGAAAGUUUGAGCUCGUUCCGCGUCCGUGCGAUGUUUAACGUCGUCCUGCGGCGGUUUGAAGUCCGUUAACGGGGAAAGACGUCAGCAAAGACAGGGCGCGCGCACCUGCCAGAGAUAAAUAGGUUACCGAGCUAACGUGAGCUAGCUCCGCGCGGCAGCCAUGUCGUCCCCCUCCUCCUCCUCCAGGCGCCAGUGGUGCUACCUGUGCGACCUGCCCAAGAUGCCGUGGACCGUGGUGUGGGACUUCAGCGAGGUGGUCUGCCGCGGCUGCGUGAACUACGAGGGCGCGAACCAGAUCGAGUUCCUGAUCGCGAGCGCCCGACAGCUGAAGCGGACGCACGGGAUGCAGGACGGGAACGUGCGCUCGCCCGGUCCCUCUCCCAACAAGCACGGCACAUCUGGCCGAGGAGAGGCGGCGGCGGACGGAGGCAGGCCGCACACCGACCGCUUCGACCGGGGAGGGAGAGGAGAGAGCGCCGGGUCCGCGGUUCGAGUCCCGCCGAACGGGUUGCACCGUGACGGGCAGCACCGUGACGGGCAGCCGCCUCCGGAGGUGAACCGUCAGAGCCCGAGCGGCAGCCGGAGACCCAUGCUCGGUGCUGCCAUCCCUCCGAGCCUAGUGACUCAGAGCAUAGCAGGGAUCCCCCACGGGCUUCUUGCGGGCAUGCCUGCGGGUCUGACCGCCAGGACAGCCCCCAUGAGCAGCCCCAUGAUCUUCCCGGCCCCGGUGCUGGCCGAGAUGAGCCGCAGACAGCUGGGCAUCGGGAUGGGCAUAGCCCCCUUCAUCACUCCGGAGCUGGAGCGAGAGCUGAGCUCCUCCCAGAACCAGCCCAAGACACAGACGCAGGUCCACACCGCUGUGGCCGGCAGCAGCAGCAGCAGCAAGAGCACAGGUCUCCCGUCUUCAUCCUCGACCAUGGCCGGAGGCGUGAGCCAGACCAGCCCCAAGCCCGCCUCGUCUCCAGCCCGGCAGCCUCGGCCCUUAGCCUCCAGGUCUGGAGGGGAGCCCCUCGGAUCCAGCACCUCAGCAGAGGCGGCCACCGCCGCUGCAGCUUUACCCCACAGCGGUGCCUCUGAGCUGGGAUCGGCGUCUGCCAACAACACCCAUUCAACGGGAAACACUCUGUCCUGCACCUUGUGUCACGAGAGGCUGGAGGACACACACUUUGUGCAGUGUCCAUCAGUGCCAGGGCACAGGUUCUGCUUCCCCUGCACCAGAGUGUACAUCCAGAGCCGGCGGGGCGACGGCGAGGUGUACUGCCCGAGCGGUGACCGCUGUCCGUUGGAUAACUCUGCCAACAGUCCCCCUUGGGCCUUCAUGCAGGGAGAAGUCUCCACCAUACUCGGCACUGGUGGAGCGGGAGCAGCGUCGGCCGCUCCGUCCGGAGCCGGGACCGGACCCGGGUCGGGAGCUGCAGGCGCGCCUGCUCCUGGAGCUGCGAGUGGAUCUGCCGGUGGAGGCGGAGCGGGAGGCGGAGACGUCACGGUCAAGAAAGAGAGAGAGACGUGAUGGUGAUUUUUCAUGGAAGCCAGGACCCAAACACAGCAACAGAAGGAGAAGUCUGCACUGGACCGCUGAGAGAUCCGGAAGAGAAGUAACACAGCGACACCCGGUUCAGAAAAAAACGGUCUUAACUCCACCAACACCACCCAGUGUCAUCAGCAUCAUCAGACCUCGCCAGUUAUCCGACACGAGAUACGACGACUACAUCCACACGUCGUCAUUUCUGACUUUCUUUUCUUUUCUAAGCCAAGUUUGACUUAAGAUAAAUCCUCCAGCUAUGAAAAUUAUAUUUCAUUAAUCACGUUAAAUUCCCUGAAUUAUAAAACAAUCACGUGUUCAAGAGUGAAACGACGCACAACUUUCACCGGAGAGUAAAUAUUAAAAAGUCCGUCAUGAUGUUGGAAUCAGGCUGAGCGGUGGAGAUUUGUUUGUAAUCUAACAACUCACAGAAUAAACCGCGUUCAACGAGAUAAUCUCAGAUUUCUACAAACGAUAACGUUUAAUGCUGUAAUCACAGAAACGCCACAACUUGAAUGCACCUUAAGAAAAAAAAAAAGUGCCAGCCGGACCACUGAAAUGUUUCUGUGUGCAACAUCGAGGUGAUCGUUGUUUUUAAACGACCCCUCGAACUCACAGAAAGUCCAGCGGUUAUCACGGUACACGUGAUAUCGUGUUUGCACGGGGGGGAAGAAAAAAAAGCACUGAAGUUUGUUUUGACGAAUCCAAACGACGAAAUAUUCAGCCACGGUUUGUUUUUUAUUUUCUCUUGUUGAUGAACAAACUGUUAGCCGGCAGCGAGCAGCAGGAGGUCCGAUCACACUGAACCGCCUCCGACAAAAAUGCCAUUUCUCUCUGCCAACUGAAACAUUUGUGCUUCUACGGACACAAUUUAUUAUUAAACAGCUGACAUAAAAUUGACAAAGUGUACCUUAAAUUUUAUUGUUUUGUGACUCGUGUCCUGCAGCACAAUCAGAUUUUAAAAUAAUCUCCACGUAAAAAACGACGUGAUGUGGACAGAAAGCCAGUAGAGACGUUUCUCUGUGCGCUGACAUAAAGUCGACUUUGACUCCAAGGAAAAAUAAAAAGUUUGCCGUGUAGAAAAAAAAAUGUGUCAAAGCGUCGACCAGCCGCAGAGAGAGAGUCCGUGUUUGACUGUAUUUAAAUGUUGCUUUCAUACGAGAUCCAGCCCAGCCUACGCUUUACCCCGAAUGUAUAUGAAAAGAUAUCUAUGGAUAGGCCUAGGAAUAUAUUUUAUACUAGAACGUUAAAUGUUAUAUACUCUAUAGAUCUAUAAUAGUAUGUAUGUACGUGCAAUCCUCGGUCAUAGUUUAUGCAACAGUUUGGAAAAUGUAAUUAAAAAAAUCGAUUAUUGAAUCAUUUCUAAAACCUUUUUUUUUUUGUUUUUGAAAGUGAGAAUCCACCUAAAAGCUUCUUCUGAUUUUUGAAUUUGUUUCUCCCGAAAAACGAAACAAGACAACCUCUCGAUCACUCCGACUGAGCUUUCACGGAGCGCAAACUGUCAUUUAAAAGUAUGUUUUCGGUUCAUUGCAUCAAAAUGAAUCUUUGAUUUACAAUCAGUCUGUCACGGUUCAUUCAUCACUGGUAUAAAACCGAUCAGGGAUUUCAUGCUCCUGAAUUAUCACACAUUUACCGACGUGUUGGUUUUUGGAUGGAUUCUCUCUCGUGUGCGUCAGCACGGACGCACGGACAAACCAAAGGUGAUUUUAAUGCCCACGCUGAUGUUUCUGGAUGUAAAUGUUUUAUGGAGAAAAAAUCUAUAUAUUGAUAUAUUUCUUGGCCAGAUCUUCUUCAUCAAGCCGUUCCGGUUUCCAGGCCAACAUCCCGCAGGUCUGAUGCAGAGAAAUCUCUCUGAAGAAGUGGAAUUUAAGUUGAAUAUGCACUGAUACAUCAUGCAAUCCCUUGUUAAGUGCCUUUUUAAAAUGUUUACCGUCUGUUUGUGUGUCUGGGAACCUCAGGGGAAGUAGGAGUGCAAUGGCUUUUUUUUUUUAUUUUAUUGUCUAGUCGAUGAUUAACCCGAACAUGUUUCCCUUCGAUCGCCAUCAGACGGCUUCUUGCUUUUAUCCGGAGCCUUUGUAAAGUCAGCCGGCCUCUUCUCUGUGUUCACUUUCUGUUCAGUCGUUCAUGUUUAGAUCUGCUGGUUUUAUCGCAGCUUCAUGUACAAAAUAGAAACCAGGAAUAAACGGGAUGAAACUUGUA